This is a messenger RNA of Eptesicus fuscus (big brown bat), 5438 nucleotides long. It is a transcript of the gene COL17A1, whose product is annotated as collagen type XVII alpha 1 chain. NCBI's taxonomy places the organism in Eukaryota, Metazoa, Chordata, Mammalia, Chiroptera, Vespertilionidae. The record is from RefSeq and is a predicted model, not a curated record. The transcript is spliced from 54 exons. Bases 172 to 4500 code for a protein of 1442 amino acids.
AGAAGUGAACAUUUCUGAAAGAUCACUCAGCUUUAACACACCUUGGCUGGGUCUGGAUAAAAAAAGUGGGAACUGCAAACGUCUAGAAGAAAACAUCAGGGGAAGAGAGAGGGGGGAUUUAUUCAAAGUUGUUUCCCAUUCCUUCAAAAUCUCAAACGAGGUGGCUAUGGUAUGGAUGUGACCAAGAAAAGCAAGCGCGAUGGCGCCGAAGUCACUGAAAGAAUUGUCACCGAAACAGUGACUACGAGACUCACAUCCUUACCGCCAAAAGGGGGGACCACCAAUGGCUAUGCUAAAACAGGCUCCCUCAGUGGAGGGAGCCGGCUGGAGAAACAGAGCCUGACCCAUGGCAGCAGCGGCUACAUAAACUCAAGUGGAAGCACCCGAGGCAAUGCCUCCACCUCCAGUUACAGGAGGGCUCAUUCACCUGCCUCCACUCUGCCCAACUCACCAGGCUCAACCUUUGAAAGGAAAACUCACAUCACCCGCCAUGGAACAUACGAAGGGAGCUCCAGUGGCAACUCUUCUCCGGAGUACCCUCGGAAGGAAUUUGCAUCUUCUGCAACCAGAGGACGCAGCCAGACACGAGAGAGUGAAAUCCGAGUGCGACUGCAGAGUGCAUCCCCAUCUACCCGAUGGACGGAAUUGGAUGAAGUUAAACGUUUGGUCAAGGGAAGCCGAUCAGCAAGCGCGAGUCCCACCCGGAAUUCCUCCAACACACUCCCCAUCCCCAAGAAAGGCACUGUGGAGACCAAAACCGUGAGCUCCCAGUCAGUGUCCGGCACCUAUGAUGCAACCAUCCUGGAUGCCAACCUUCCCUCCCACAUGUGGUCCUCCACCUUGCCGGCAGGGUCCUCCAUGGGGACCUAUCACAACAACAUGACCACCCACAGCUCGUCCCUCCUCAACACCAAUGCCUAUUCUUCAGGAUCAGUCUUUGGAGUUCCAAACAACAUGGCAUCCUGCUCCCCUACUCUGCACCCCGGAAUCAGCACCUGCUCCUCAGUGUUUGGCAUGCAGAACAAUCUGGCCCCCAGCUCAUCCGCCCUGUCCCAUGGCAUGGCCACCACCUCCACAGCAUACGGGAUGAAGAAAAACAUACCCCAGAGCCCUGCCGUUGUGAGCACUGGCGUGUCCACCUCUGCCGCCUGUACCACGAGUGUCCAGAAUGAUGAGCUCUUACACAAGGACUGUAAGUUCCUGAUCCUGGAGAAAGAUAACAUGCCUGCCAAGAAGGAGAUGGAGCUGCUGAUCAUGAACAAGGACAGUGGGAAGGUCUUUACUGCCUCCCCCGCCAGCAUCGCUUCAACUUCUUUUUCAGAGGACACCCUAAAAAAGGAAAAGCAAGCUGCCUACACCACUGACACUAAGCUGAUCUUGGAUACUAAUGGAGACGUGAAGACCGUGUCCACAAAGGGCAAGGCGGCCUCCGCAGAUAUCCACGGCUACGGCUACGAUCACCAUAACGGUGUCAGUGGCAGUAAAGGUGGCGGCGGCGGCGGCGGUGGUGGUGGUGGCGCUGGCGGGGGCCCAUGGGGAGCAGCGCCCACCUGGUGCCCCUGCAGCUCCUGCUGCAGCUGGUGGAAGUGGCUGCUGGGCCUGCUGCUCACCUGGCUGCUGCUCCUGGGGCUGCUCUUCGGCCUCAUUGCUCUGGCGGAGGAGGUGCGGAAGCUGAAAGCGCGCGUGGACGAGCUGGAGCGGAUGCGGAGCGGCGUGCUGCUGCAGGAGCAGAUAGAGAAAAGCAAAAAGGACCGGCUGCAGGGGCUGGCGCCCGGGGCGGACACAGGCAUGGACAAGUUUGGGCUGGAUGCUUCCAGUCAGGAGGCGCUCUGGCUGUUCAUGAGGAACAAGCUGAUGAUGGAGCAAGAAAACGGCAAUCUCCGAGGAAACCCUGGCCCUAAAGGUGACAUGGGAAGUCCAGGCCCCAAAGGAGAUCGGGGGCUCCCUGGGACUCCAGGUAUCCCUGGGCUCUUGGGACAGCCAGGUCCAGAAGGACCGAAGGGACAAAAGGGCAGCAUUGGAGAGCCUGGCAUGGAGGGACCUGUGGGCCAGAGAGGGCGUGAAGGCCCCAUGGGACCUCGUGGUGAACCGGGACCACCUGGGUUUGGAGAGAAAGGGGACAGAGGGGCUGGUGAACCGGGCGUUCCUGGCCUACCUGGCGUCCCGGGUUCUGUGGGUCCCAAAGGUGCCAGUGGUUUACCAGGCCCACCGGGUCCCCCAGGCCCUGUAGGUCUCCAAGGGUCCCGAGGUGAAGUGGGACUCCCUGGCCUCAAAGGUGACAAAGGUCCUAUGGGACCACCAGGACCUAAAGGUGACCAGGGUGAGAAAGGACCCCGAGGCCUCACAGGCGAGCCGGGCUCCAGAGGUCCACCUGGUGCUGCCGGGGAGCCUGGAGCUAAAGGAGCAAUGGGACCUGCUGGCCCCGAUGGACACCAAGGCCCAAGAGGUGAACAAGGUCUCACAGGGAUGCCUGGAAUCCGAGGCCCACCAGGACCUUCCGGAGACCCAGGAAAGCCAGGUCUCACGGGACCCCAAGGACCUCAGGGACUUCCUGGAACCGCCGGCCGACCAGGUGCUAGAGGUGAACCAGGAGCUCCAGGCGGGAUCGUGACAUCAGAGGGGUCGUCGACUCUCACUGUCCCAGGCCCACCAGGACCUCCUGGAGCCAUGGGACCCCCAGGACCACCAGGUGCCCCAGGCCCUGUUGGCCCAGCUGGUCUCCCAGGACAGCAAGGCCCGCGAGGGGAGCAAGGACUUGCUGGUGAAUCGUUCAUUAGCAGCAGCAGCUCCAUCUCUGAAGUCCUCUCUGCCCAGGGUCUUGAUUUACGAGGUCCCCCAGGCCCACCUGGACCACCUGGGCCACCAGGACCUUCCACUCCAGGCCCCCGAGGCCCCAAAGGAGACCAAGGCCUCCCAGGGUUCUCAACCUCAGGUUCCAGUUCUCUGGGAUUCAACCUGCAGGGACCACCAGGCCCACCGGGACCCAAAGGUGACAAAGGUGAUCCCGGAAUUCCUGGUGGUUCCUCUCAAGGGGGAUCAUCAUCUGGCACCAUGUUCAUGCAGGGCCCCCCAGGCCCCCCUGGACCGCCUGGGCCUCCAGGCUCCCUCAGCAGCUCUGGCCUGGAGGUUCAGCAGUACAUCUCUGAGUACAUGCAGAGUGACAGUGUUAGGUCUUACCUAUCUGGAGUUCAGGGUCCCCCAGGCCCACCUGGUCCCCCCGGGCCUGUCACCACCAUCACUGGUGAGACUUUCGACUACUCAGAGCUGGCAAGCCUCGUCGUGAGCUACUUACAGACUUCCGGGUACAGCAUCAGCUCGUUGUCAGCUGCCUCCAUCACUUCUGAAGACAUCCUGGCUGCACUGCAGCGGGACGACGUGCGUCAGUAUCUACAUCAGUACCUGAUGGGCCCUCGGGGCCCCCCAGGGCCACCAGGAGCAGGUGGAGAUUGGUCCCUCCAGUCUUUGGACUACGCUGAGCUGAGCACCCGCAUUCUCAGCUACAUGUCGAGUUCUGGAAUUAGCAUUGGACUUCCUGGCCCCCCAGGACCCCCUGGCUUGCCGGGAACAUCCUAUGAGGAGCUCCGCUCCUUGUUGCAAGGAUCUGAAUUCAGAGGCAUCGUUGGGCCACCAGGUCCCCCUGGGCCACCAGGGAUCCCAGGCAACGGGUGGUCCAGCAUCAGCGUGGAGGACCUCUCAUCUUACUUGCACACUGCUGGCUUGUCCUCCAUCCCAGGCCCACCAGGCCCUCCGGGUCCCCCGGGCCCUCGAGGGCCUCCGGGUGUCUCGGGAGCACUGGCAACCUACGCAGCUGAAAACAGCGACAGCUUCCGGAGCGAACUGAUUAGCUACCUGACAAGUCCUGAUGUGCGCAGCUUCAUUGUGGGCCCCCCAGGCCCUCCUGGGCCCCGGGGACCACCUGGCGACGGCCGCCUGGGGUCCAUGGAUGGCUCCUACAGUCAGGGCAGCAGCUCGUCCGUCAGCAGGAGCACCUCCUACAGCUCUUCCAUGGGCGUUGGAGGAACCAGCGGAGGCUCCCUGGGUGAAGGGGGAGCCUUUGGCUCGGAAGGGGGCCUGUAUGGCAGUGACAGCGGACUGUUCGGGGCUGGCUUUGCUGGAGGUCUGGAUUACAACGAGCUGGCUGUCCGGGUGUCGGAGAGCCUGCAGCGUCAGGGCCUGCUGCAAGGGCUGGCCCACACCGUUCAAGGCCCACCAGGCCGGCCUGGGCCCCAGGGCCCCCCGGGCAUCAGCAAGGUCUUCUCUGCUUACAGCAAUGUGACUGAGGACCUCAUGGACUUCUUCCGAACUCAUGGAGCCAUUCCAGGACCCCCUGGGCAAAAGGGAGAGGUGGGCAUCUCAGGACCCAGAGGUGAGCGGGGCCCUGCUGGGCCACCUGGCUGGCCUGGGCCACCCGGCCCUCAAGGGCCCAAGGGAGAAAAAGGAGACAAAGGUGACCAAGUCUAUGUUGGGCGGAGAAGGAGAAGCAUCGCCACCAAGCCAUGAGCUACCCUUGGUGGAACAGCCCCCAGACCAGUUCUUGCAAUGGCUUAUGGUGCUUAGGUCAAAAUCUCUCCAAAGGAUGAAAGCUGGAGUCUCAAUGCCUACUGAUACAGCACAGCCAAACAGUCAACUACACACUUAUUUCAGUCUGACACAAUACACGCAUAUAUAAAUGAUUCAAAGACACCCCAUCUGCAACAGCUUCGUUGGGUAGACUUGAGUAGCUGCAGUGUUGUGGCAGCAGACACACUUCUCUGCUAUCUAGAUGUGAGCUCCUUGGCCUCUUUAACGUUAGUCCAAGCCCUAACCUAGGAAAGCCAGUUCCAUACGAGUUGGCUCAGCAGUCCUUGAGCUUUGCCUGUAAAUGAGCCCAGAAAAUGGAAGAUGGGGAUGGUAGGGGGCGCCUUCCGGUGGGUUACACUUAAUGGGGGUGCAUUCUGAUUAAUGCUAAAAAGCUGUGCUGUCAGCUCCUUCCUCCCCUGUUCACUCCGCAUUCUCUAGUCACAGAAAACAGUUGGCUAAGGAGCCACUCUUGCAACUGAAAAAGUUAAGAAAUUCACUUCUCCUGAAGGUGGCUACGGGGUUUCUAACAGUUAUUUCUCACUACAGAUAGUCCCACUUGCUUAGAAAGUUUGAUGGUAGCUAUAAUCUAUAUCCAUAGGUCUAUGCUAGAGUUUAUAGAUAGAUUAGUUGUACUGAACUGGGCUGAAGCAAAUAGAAAAAGAAGGGCAAGGGGCAAGAAGAGAAAGAGAGAGGGAAAAUAGAAUAUCUACUGCUGGGGCAGGAUGUCACCUGUUCUGCACUUAAACAAAUGGCAUUGGGUACUGGGUGCAGUUGGUUUUAAGCACUUUUCAAUGUCUAAAAAUGUUAAUGUGGUCUAUUAGAUGAAAAGUCAUUUCAAAAGUAAAAUUUCCGAUUAAAGGAUUUUUUUCCUUUUUUAA